AUGGCUCUUAAGGGAGACUUCGCUGAACUCAUCACUCAAUACACCACUAAUGAAGUCACUGACAACGACUCGGACAGCAAUCACUCGUCGGAAGUGGCGGUCAGACAUCGGGCGUCGACCACUGAAAUACCGGCAAAUAAUCAGGAAACUAAUGAUAAGUCUAAACUCGUAGAAACGGAAACUAUGGGAACGGGAAGCGUUAAGUUUGAGAUAUAUAAGAAGUACGCGAUGGCAAUGUCCAUGUUUUGGACCAUAAGUAUGUUGAUUGGGUUUUGCGGUCAAAACGGAUUCAACACUGGCUCCAGUUUUUGGUUAACCAAUUGGACGGAAGACCCGGAUGGCACUGCUAAGAGUGGCUACUAUUUGGGAAUAUACGCUGUCAUAGGACUCUUGCAAACUUUAUUUGUAUGGUAUUCGUGGUACUCCAUAGUCGUGGGAUCACUCCGGGCCUCCCGUAAUCUCCACCACAAACUGCUGUCAAACAUAAUCCACGCGCCGAUGCACUUCUUCGACACCACACCCAUGGGUCGAGUCAUCAAUCGGUUCAGUAAAGACAUCGACAUAUUGGACACCAUUAUGCAGAUGACUAUAAGAUUAGAGUCAGUGUCAAGAUCUCCGAUAUACUCGCAUUUCAGCGAAACCCUGAACGGUGUGUCCACUAUUAGGGCCUACGGUGUGAGCAAACGGUUCAUUGAUAUAUCAGACCAGAGGGUAGACACCAAUCAGAUGUGUUUCUAUCCCAACGCCAUCGCAAAUGUUUGGCUAUCAGUGAGACUCGAGUUUUUGGCUAAUAUUGUCAUAUUCUUCGCGGCCUUACUGUCGGUGCUCGAGAAGGGCAGCCUUAACGGUUCCCAAAUAGGACUAUCCAUAUCAUAUGCCCUGAAUAUCACAGAGUCGGAAGCGAAAUGGUAUUCAGAAAACCCACCCAAAGAGGAGUGGCCUCAAGAGGGAAGAGUAGAGUUCGUGGAGUACGGCACCAGAUAUAGGGAGGGAUUAGAUCUGGUGUUGAAAGGGGUUGACGUCAGCGUAAGAAAGGGUGAAAAAGUAGGAAUAGUCGGUCGGACGGGCGCCGGCAAGUCGUCGCUAACUCUGGCGUUAUUCAGACUAAUAGAGUCGGCGUUUGGAAAGAUAGUGAUCGACGACAUCGACAUCAGUAGUAUUGGACUACAGGAAUUGCGGUCAAAGCUAACGAUCAUACCUCAAGACCCGGAAUUGCGGUCAAAGCUAACAAUCAUACCUCAAGACCCGGUGCUCUUCGCGGGAACCAUUCGAUCCAAUUUGGAUCCGUUUGACAAGUAUUCAGACGAAAGGGUGUGGAAAGCCAUACAACAGUCACAUCUCUACGACUUUGUCAACAGUACUGAUGCAGGCAUUCAUUAUAAGGUCUCUGAGGGCGGAGAGAAUCUCAGUGUGGGUCAAAGACAGUUGAUGUGUUUGGCGAGAGCUCUGCUCCGCAACACAAAUAUCCUGAUCUUAGACGAGGCGACGGCUGCCGUAGACCUCGAGACCGAUGCUCUGAUUCAGACGACCAUAAGAACCGAAUUCACUCGAUGUACAAUACUUACGAUCGCUCACAGACUCAACACUAUUAUGGACUCCGACAGAGUACUAGUGCUCGACUACGGACGGGUAGCCGAGUUUGAAUCACCCCAGGCUCUCCUCCAAAACGAGAGGUCUAUCUUCCACUCACUCGCCAAAGACGCCGGACUCGCGUAACACCUGAACAUACAUCACAUACCACUACCAUAUCAACCCAC
Messenger RNA from Oppiella nova, 1757 nucleotides. The record is from the annotation of a GenBank genome assembly. Lineage: Eukaryota; Metazoa; Arthropoda; Arachnida; Sarcoptiformes; Oppiidae.